This is a messenger RNA of Fonsecaea pedrosoi CBS 271.37, 1161 nucleotides long. RefSeq lists its product as uncharacterized. The transcript has a single exon. The record is from RefSeq and is a predicted model, not a curated record. Gene Ontology annotation, molecular function: L-alanine:glyoxylate transaminase activity; L-serine:pyruvate transaminase activity. The coding region runs from base 1 to 1161 and encodes 386 amino acids. Gene Ontology annotation, cellular component: peroxisome. Lineage: Eukaryota; Fungi; Ascomycota; Eurotiomycetes; Chaetothyriales; Herpotrichiellaceae.
AUGUCCUCGCAACCUCCUCACCCUUCCCUGCUCAUUCCGGGGCCUAUCGAAAUCACCGAUGAAGUCUCCCAGGCCAUGAGUCACUAUGCGCAGUCCCACGUCGGACAACCAUUUGUCAACACAUUUGGCGAAACCCUCACACUAUUGAGGGAUCUAUUCCAAACCAAAAACCCCGGUUCUCAACCCUUUGUCCUGGCCGGCAGCGGCACCUUGGGCUGGGAUCUCGUGGCAGCCAAUCUGGUGGAACCCGGUGAAGAUGUUUUGGUGUUGCACACUGGCUAUUUUGGCGACUCGUUUGCGGACUGCCUGUCAACCUACGGCGCAAAGCCUACGCAAUUGAAAGCCCCCAUUGGGGACAGGCCACAACUGCCCGAGAUUGAGGCAGCACUAAAGGAAAAGAAAUAUAAGGCGGUGACGGUCACACACGUCGAUACCUCGACCGGAGUGCUCUCGCAGAUCCAACCUCUUUCCGACCUCAUCAGGCGUGUGUCUCCCGAGACGCUUCUGAUUGUGGACGGCGUGUGCUCUGUCGGAGGAGAAGAGAUCAACUUUGACAAGAUGGACAUUGAUGUGUGCUUGACCGCAUCUCAGAAAGCCAUCGGCUGCCCGCCUGGUCUCUCGAUAGUGAUGGUGUCGGAGCGGGCCAUGAACGUGUACAAGUCGCGCAAAUCCAGCCCGGGAAGCUACUAUGCCAGUUUCAAGAACUGGACGCCCAUCAUGCAAAACUAUGAGGCGAAGAAACCCUCGUAUUUUGCCACCCCACCCACCCAGCUGGUCCAAGCCCUCAACACGUCGCUCAAGCAGAUCCUCGCACAGCCCCUGGAAGCCCGCUUCGCCCAGCACCGCAAGGUGAGCGAAUACGUCAAGUCGAAAGUGGCAACCCUGGGUCUGAAGCAGUUGGCCACGGACCCAGCCAAUGCCGCCAACACCAUGACGGCAAUUUAUUUACCCGAAGGACUCACUCCUCCCGAGAUCCUCCCCAAGCUGAUGUCCCGGGGAGUUGUCUUCGCCGGUGGCCUGCACCGGGAGAUUGCGGCGAGAUACAUUCGUUUCGGUCACAUGGGUGUCUCUGCCAUGGAUGAGUCGAGGGGAGAAAUCGACAAGGCACUCGAGGCGUUGAAGGACGGGUUGGCAGAGGUGGCGAGUGCCAAGAGCAAGUAA